This is a messenger RNA of Saccharomycopsis crataegensis, 5802 nucleotides long. RefSeq lists its product as uncharacterized. The record is from RefSeq and is a predicted model, not a curated record. The coding region runs from base 1 to 5802 and encodes 1933 amino acids. The transcript has a single exon. NCBI's taxonomy places the organism in Eukaryota, Fungi, Ascomycota, Saccharomycetes, Ascoideales, Saccharomycopsidaceae.
AUGAUAAAUAUACCCCAUAUACUGCUGCUGCUGCUGCUGCAGCAGCAGCGGCAAUACUCCGAAAACCAGAAAGAUCAUUCAAGGAGCAAGAGCCACUCGGAUAGCACACCAUCACAUCAAUAUCAAAAUCAUCAAGACGAUUCUACGACUCAUUUGCCAUUUUUCAACUCCUAUGAUAUCAAAAUCAUUCAAUAUAUGGUGGCAAUAUACCGUAUAGAUUCGUUUCUUCAAUCUUUGCCGAAAUUAGUGAAGAAAGUAUCAACGCUACACCCAAAACAUAAAUCAAAUAGUGUUAAAGCUUCGAUCCAGGGCCUGGAUGCCAAUGGUUCGAAAAACUUGUGUUGUAUACCUCUUGUGAGUUAUGUUUCUAUUUUGACCGGAUUCUCAUUGAGCUUGAAUGCAGAUUCAAAUGACAUGAUCAAUACUUUGAUCUCCAAUAAUGAAUUAUCUGAUGUGCAGCUAUCCAAAUUGAAGCAUUAUUCGAAAAAUCAACCAUUAGAACAUAUGAUUGAAUACAAGAGCUCUGGGUCUUUUGAUGUGGAUCUAUCUGAUUAUAAUCCCCGGCCCCUAACCACUUACACCAAAUCAUUAACAUUGAUCCAGCAAUUACAAAAAGUUGCAGUUGCCACAAAAGCUCAGUAUGAAGAACAAGUGGCCGUUUUAAUCAAAAAAAGAAAGAAGAUCAGUAAUAAUCAAACCAAUGAAUAUCGUGAUAUUUCAUUUUUGGCUGAUAUUCUUGAUCCGGCAGAGCUAUUCAAUCUCAGCAAUCUAUAUGUCAAUUUGGAAAAUCUUGUAUCUUUCAAAGAAAAUUAUGACAUUAACCAAAAAAUCAUUGAAAUUCACUUCUCUUCAUUACCUUUCUUGCUUAGGUUAAUCCAUACAAACUUGAAACAUUUAAAAACCAUAAUGAACCCUUAUCAUAAUUUCCUCAAAACAAGAUCAACUGAAAGCUUAAUAUUUUUGCCCUAUCCUCAAUAUUCAAUUCAAAGAAUUUAUACCAUUUUUUUGAAGAUUUUGGAACUCUACAUGAUUAUCAAGAGAUUUAAUAAGGUAUUGAAUGUUGUCAAUUUCAACUUAUUGCUCAACAAUAAUUAUAAAUCAAAUCGUACCAUUCUUGUUAACACAGAUAAAUCGUGUAUCAACACUUUUGAAAACUAUCUCAAAAAAUUCAACUACUGUUUCAAUGAUGAGUUUGCACGGAUGAUUUAUAGUCCCUUGAAAAUUUUCUCUCAUCUGAAUGCUUCUUUGGUAGUUAACAUUGAUAAUUUGACCAAAUUGAGUGUUAGAUUGUUGAAGAAUUUUAAACUUGUGGUCAAUAUUUACAAUAUUUUGAAAUCUUUUUACAAUGAGUAUCUAAUAUUAAUCAAUGAAGAGGUUGAGUUAGAAAUAAUUGCUCAAACUUCUACUACACAAAACCAAUUCAGUAAUGGCAGCUCAUCGACCAUCAACAAUUCUAUUAAUCAAGGAAAAUCAAAUUCAAGCUCAAGUUUGAAUUCAGCGGAAGGCAAAAACCAAAACCAAAAUCAUCUUGUCAACAUUGGGUUAUAUACUUCAAAUUCAUCCAGUGCCGCUAAUGGUAUUGACUCUCAAAUCAAUAUUUCUUAUAAUCUUGAUAGAAAAGUGGCUUCAAAUUCUACUGCACUGAAAAAUGUGAUCACAAACUCCCCAUUAAGCAACAUCGAGGCAUUUAGUCCCCCAAUGCUCCAGUCUCCAAAUGGCCAAUUUUCACCCCAAUCACUACAAUUUUCACAAUUUCCUCUUUCUCCCCAACUCAACUCCUUUACACAAAAACAAUAUUUCUUUGGUCAGGGCCAUUCCAAAUCAAACUCUUUAGUAUCCGCAGAUUCUGGUAUGGACGUCGGACUUGCUACUGGUGAUGGGUCUAGUAUAAUAGGUGACGGUACAAUAAGUGCAAGCUCAAUAAGUGAGAACUAUUCAGUGUCGUCUACAAAUAAUGGGUAUCGUACGAAGUACGAAAAUAAUGAUAAUGCUGCUUCCGCGAAAAUAGUUUCUAGUGGUUUAAUUGAUAUUCAUGGACUUAAUAGAAAUAAAAAUGACAAUUCCUCUUUCGUGACUGGCAAUUUUAGCCAUUCAAAUCCUGAUUCUUCUCAAAUCAAAUCUCCGAGACUAAAUGUGACUUCCCGGAAUCAUCAAGUUCAGUAUAACCAUUAUCUACCUCAGGCGAAAAUAGAUAAUAAAUCUCCUGUUAUUAAUAGCAGAUCACAAACUCAAUCUUACGCAAUUGGUAACAAUAAUGAAGAUGUAUUUGAUAGAAGCAAUCCUCAAAAUAGAACUGGGAUGUCUCAAGAAGUUGCUGCGAAAUCUUUCGCAAUAACUAGCAAUGAACCAAAUACUAAAACAAGUAUUUCAUUCCCUUCGAAAUCAAUGGUCAACAGUUCAAACAUGGGCAUCACCAACAUUAAAGGCGUUGAGAGACGUCCACAGAGUAAUUACCAACUGAACAACAACGCUAUGAAUGAUGAUCUUUAUGCAUCAGCAUUUUUGAACAUGGUUGCAGGAAACAAUAAUUCAUCUUUUGGGAAAGAUGUGGCAAAAGGUAAACUGAAAGAUUCUAAAUUGGAAAAUAGAAGGGGUGGUGCCGAAAAAGGAAAAGAAGCAAAUCGUAUUGAAAUGGAAAUAAAAGCGGUAAACACUCUGAAGAUAAAUCCGGAUACGAUGACUAAUAAUGUACCGUCUGUGAAAGCUUCUGGUAAUUUUAAUGCUGAAGUUGAGUUGCGUACCCCUUUGAAUAGCUCUUUUUCACCAAACAACAUUUCAGAAGAUGAAAUCAGUACUAUUAGGCUUCCGAAAAAAACUUUUUCAUCAAGAUCGCACUCUUUUCUCAGCUCAUAUCGAUCUGACCAAUCUUCCAGCAAUCCGAAUUUUGCUUCUACUCCAGCCAGGAAGCCUGCUCCCUUGCUGAUUUCCACCCCCUCACAAAUUAUGAGUUCACACUUUGAUACGAAUUCUACUUUGGCUACUCCGAAUUCAAUAUCCUCGCCAAAGGUUGCAUUGGCCGUCGAUUUAAAAAAGGUAAAAGGAUUCAAAUUGACGGGAUUGGGGAUCCGCGGAUCCGCCACAAAUGAACACAAAGAUAGUAAGAAAUUGGACUCGUCACUGCCAUUUGAUGAACUGUUUUCUAAUGUUGAGGAUACUGACUCUAACGGAGCUUCAAUUCUUUCAAAGUUAAGGAGCCGGAGUAUUAGAAGAAAUAAGCGCGCUGAGAAUACACAACAAAGUGAGCCAAGUGACUUGGAUGAAAAUUGUGAUAACUUCCUUCCCUUAAGCCCUAUUGAAAUGAGGUCCACCAAAAAUUCUAUUAGUGGUACUGAUACAAUGCCAUCAGCAGGUAAAAAAAUAGGAUGUGUUUCCAAUGAAACUGCACUUGAAAAAUAUGGAAAUGAAAAGAUGAAAGCUAAAAAUGAUAGGGUUCUUUCUGGUUCAGGGCCAGGAAUUGAUUCACCAAAUGACAAUUCACAAGCUAAGGAAUCUUCUACUAGAAUCUCGACCAGUGUGUCCGAACUGUCCUCUGCAAAAUUCAAUAGUGAGUCCGUCGGUGAUAGCUCAUCAGAUUUAAAUAAAUUCAAGGAUCUCUUGAACCCUGAUGGUGAUGAUUUUCUGUCUGAUCCAAAUUAUGGCAACACUUUCAACUUAUUGGAUGAAAACUUGAAGCUCAUUGUGGACAAGAUUGCUAAUUCCUCAAAUGAACAGGAAUUGAAUGACUUGGAGAAAAAGUUAUUUCCUAAUGAAAAAAAUAGAGUUGAUGUUGAUGAUACCAUUUUGGAAAAUGAAAAUGAGGAUGAAGAUGGCGACUCUACCUUAAAAGCAGCUGAUCAGAGUUAUAUUCGGAGAAUUCAGGAAACAUUUAAUAAUAUCACCACUAAUAGGUUGACUGGUAGCAACAAUGAUACGGUCAGUUUCUCGCUGAACAAAGAAGAAGUAUCAAGUAUGACUACUGAUGAAACUAAUAAUGAGGAAAGUUUUGGCCUUUCUGGCUCUGCGAAUCAAAAUGCGUACAGGCUAUCCAGCCACGAUCUUCGGAAAAGCCGUGUCAUUAGCAAAAUUUUAGAUGUGAAUGAAUUUUCUGCAAUUUUGAAUUUCUUGGCUACUGAAGACACAAUAAAUGAAGAUGAUAAAGAUGGAAGCCAUAGCAGAGAAUCCGAACCCCAUGCUGAGAAUCUUUUUCUUGACUCCAAUAAUGCUAUAGUCGACGAACUCGGGGGAGCGGAAGAAAGCGCAUUACCAAUAGAAUCAAGUAAUGUGAAUGAUACUUCAAAGAUUGAUUCCAGUAAACUUCUGAAAAAGGUUAUUGGAAAUGAGGCCUCCUCUAUGAGCUUAGCUUCUCUACAUCAGGAAAAGCUUGGUACGAUUAAUGAAGAUGGGUCUCAUUACGACUUUGAUAACGAAGGAAUUAGUGAGAAUGAAUCUGUCUAUUAUACGCCUUACAUGACUCAAAACCCAUUCAUUAAUGAUGAAAAUAUUUCCUGUGGUAAUGUUCAGAGCAAUAGCGGCAAUAUUGAAAGUUCACGCUUAAGUGUAAAAUCUAGAACUUCCUUGUUGAGAAAAUCAAACUCGUCUUCUGUUUAUAGCAAUAUUAACCCAUUCGCAGUUUCUAUAAAUAAGGACUUGUUGGAACAGCCUCCUGUGAAUGAGGCGUCGCCAGUACAACUAUCAAUAACGGUUUUACCACAAAGUACGACGUCUGAUUCGAAAUUCAUGGGUAAUGUUAGUCUGACAUUGUCUCAUGAAAGUUUAAUUGAUGAGGAAUCUGUGAAAAGUCAAGUUAAGAAGGAAAUCACUAUUUUUGAUAUCGCAGCUGUGAAUCACGAAAGGCCUAGGUCAUCAUUACAAAAAGAGCUGCGAGAAUCGCCGCCAAUGUUACAGGAUACUAGACCUCACUUGUAUUCCUCCGCCCCCUCUAACUUCCAGCAAGAUAAUGCUGGUUAUUCAUCAUCAUCAUCACUCAAGUCUCCAACUGCAUAUGAAGAUAAUGAAGCUUUCCAUAUCCAAAAAAUCUCCAAACUAUCAGAACAAUUCCAAAAAAGCUCAAUUGAUACACCAUUUUCUCCUCCUAGAUCUGUGGGUAAUGCAGCUGAGAUAUCUAGCUCAAGGUCAUCUCUUUCUGGCGGCCACAGCCGUAUCCCAACAAAUGUUAGCAAGUACGAGUUACGCAAAACUAACACCAAUGAUUCAGCUCUCUCUGAACGUUUGAGGCUCGCUGCGUUGACAAAGAAAUUACCUGAAGUUCCAGCAAAGAAAAUUGUCAGAUUUUCUGAUCCAAAAGAUUCCGAUGAGCCAUCAACAAAAAAUUUCACCGCUUCGAAAUUGAAAUUUUGGCAUAGUGGGAAUCAUCACCAAAAGGAUAAAUCCGUUUCUCUGGGGACUUCGAGUGUUCUUUCGACCUCAACCUCCAGUAAGAAAUUGAAUAUUUCGACUCCAAAAUUAAUUAAAAGCUCAAAACUUUUGCACUCAACUUCACAACAUAAUGAUUUGGUUUUCCAUAACACUCCAUUUGAAAAAAUCACAAUUGAGGAUCGUCCUAUCACCAAUGGCCAGAAGGGUGAUGAUGGGAUCCUAUGGAUGGACGAGGAGAAACGAAUGAACAUGCUUAGAAAUAAUGAUACCAAUGACAUGUACCCCGAGUACGGUACGGGAAUGCUCCCUCCUUCAAAAUACUUGACUCAACAUCAUGAUAAAAAAUUGACGGCAAUGAAAAGUAAUGGAAGCCAGAAAGCGAGAGAUGGGUUGCCAAGAUCUUCCAGUGGAAAACUUACUUCUCGAUUUAAAAAAGUAUGGGGCUAG